AUGUCAAUGUCAGAAACAAGUGAUAUAGAGUGGAAGACGAUUCAAGAUGAACUUGGUUUGCAGAUAAAGGUGAUCAAUCGAUUCCAGUUUCCUUCGAAUCUUACCGAGGUACCAGAUUUCGAUUGGUCUUCCAUCAAACCAGAGAGAAUCAAUGGUAAGACAAUGAUGACGGUAUCUUCCAAAGACCAAGAAGUGAAUGUAAAGGAAGAGGGGGAGGAGACUAUCUCAACAACAAACAAUGAAAAUGGUAUUGGUAGUAGUAGUAGUAGUAGUAUUCGUAAUAUGAAUAAUAAAGGUCAACAACAAGAAGAAGAACAACAUAAAGAAGACGAACAACAACAGAAAGAUAAUAUUGAAUAUUGUAUUGAUCAUUUGAAGAGAUAUUACGAUCUUGGAGAUGGUAAUCAAUAUCAAUUCUACAAUGUCUCCGAUAGGGGUGAUGAAUUCCUUUAUACUGCACUGCCAUAUAUCUCUUUUAUACUUCAGGGUUGUGUGCAUGUAGUUGUUUGUCACCGAUUGACACCUCCAGAGGAGUUGGAUUCGCAAAUCGUCUUUGCCAUUGCGUUGUGCGACUCUGCCGAAGCCGUUGUCAACAGUAGAUCGCAAGCCUACUCCCAGCUGCUGGCAGCUUCGAUUCGCUCGAGUGUCCCUGUAAUACUGAUUGAUUAUCCAAAAUCGCUGAGUUUAAAUUGA
Heterostelium album PN500 is the source of this 693-nucleotide messenger RNA. RefSeq lists its product as uncharacterized. The coding region runs from base 1 to 693 and encodes 230 amino acids. The record is from RefSeq and is a predicted model, not a curated record. NCBI's taxonomy places the organism in Eukaryota, Evosea, Eumycetozoa, Acytosteliales, Acytosteliaceae. The transcript is spliced from 2 exons.